GGUUGGGGGGGGAGGGGAAGGAUGGAGGGAAGAGGGCCAGGGUGGGGGGCACACCCCCCACCAACAAAAUUAAUUUGGGGCACUAUCCACUGAAAUGUACUACUUCAGGAGAAAGUGGGUUAUUUGGACUAAGCUAGGGAAAAGUGAGAAGAGAAGAAUGGGGAAAAGAAGGACAAAGGGGACUAAGAAAGAACAGAAGAAAGGGAGAAGAGUGAUAAGGAGAAAAGAGAGAAGAGGAGGACAUAUGAAGAGGAUAUUUGGGAAAAAGACACGUGGAACAGACCUAGAAUAUCACGACAUAAUGGGAGCAUUUUUAGACAAGCCAAAGAUGGAAAAACAUAACGCCCAGGGGCAGGGUAAUGGGUUGCGGUAUGGGCUAAGCAGCAUGCAAGGUUGGCGAGUUGAAAUGGAGGAUGCACAUACGGCUGUGAUCGGUUUGCCAAGUGGACUUGAAACAUGGUCAUUCUUUGCUGUGUAUGAUGGGCAUGCUGGUUCUCAGGUUGCCAAAUACUGCUGUGAGCAUUUGUUAGAUCACAUCACCAAUAACCAGGAUUUUAAAGGGUCUGCAGGAGCACCUUCUGUGGAAAAUGUAAAGAAUGGAAUCAGAACAGGUUUUCUGGAGAUUGAUGAACACAUGAGAGUUAUGUCAGAGAAGAAACAUGGUGCAGAUAGAAGUGGGUCAACAGCUGUGGGUGUCUUAAUUUCUCCUCAACAUACUUAUUUCAUUAACUGUGGAGACUCGAGAGGUUUACUUUGUAGAAACAGGAAAGUUCACUUCUUCACACAAGAUCACAAACCAAGUAAUCCGCUGGAAAAAGAACGAAUUCAGAAUGCAGGUGGUUCUGUCAUGAUUCAGCGUGUGAAUGGCUCUCUGGCUGUAUCGAGGGCCCUUGGGGACUUUGAUUACAAAUGUGUCCAUGGAAAAGGUCCUACAGAGCAGCUUGUCUCACCAGAGCCUGAAGUCCAUGAUAUUGAAAGAUCUGAAGAAGAUGAUCAGUUCAUUAUCCUUGCAUGUGAUGGUAUUUGGGAUGUUAUGGGAAAUGAAGAGCUCUGUGAUUUUGUAAGAUCCAGACUUGAAGUCACUGAUGACCUUGAGAAAGUUUGCAAUGAAGUAGUCGACACCUGUUUGUAUAAGGGAAGUCGAGACAACAUGAGUGUGAUAUUGAUCUGUUUUCCAAAUGCACCCAAAGUAUCACCAGAAGCAGUGAAGAAGGAGGCAGAAUUGGACAAGUACCUGGAAAGCAGAGUAGAAGAAAUCAUAAAGAAGCAGGGGGAAGGCGUCCCUGACUUAGUCCAUGUGAUGCGCACAUUAGCAAGUGAGAACAUCCCCAGCCUCCCACCAGGGGGUGAAUUGGCAAGCAAGCGGAAUGUAAUUGAAGCCGUUUACAAUAGACUGAAUCCUUACAAAAAUGAUGACACUGACUCUACAUCAACUGAUGACAUGUGGUAAAACUGCUCAUUUAGCCAUGGAGUUUGCCUUCACCUCCAAAGGAGAGUACAGCUCAACUUCCUUGAACCUUUUAAACAUCCAUCCUCAACUUUAAAGAAGGACGUAUGACGUGGGUGAGAAUGGAUCACACCGGAGAACUCAGCAGUAUAACAGCUAGCCCAGGACUGAUUUUUUUUUUUUUUUUUUUUGUAAAUUUGAGACUUACGUAAACGUGAUUUCAAACCAUAAUUCAUGUUGUAAAUCAGACUCCAGCAAUUUUUGUUGUAUGAUUUUGUUUUUUGUAAAGUGUAAUUGUCCUUGUACAAAAUGCUCAUAUUUAAUUAUGAACUGCUUUAAAUCACUAUCAAAGUUGCAAAAAAUGUUUGGCUUGUUGUGUGAUGCAACAGAUACAUAGUCCUUUCAAGUCAUGUUGUGUUUGGACUUGGGAUCGGGACAGGGAGAACAGCAGCCAUGUCAGCUAGAUGCUCAAAUGUGCACACGAUUAUGGAGAAGAAUUCCAAAAUCCUACAAAGCCGAACAUCCAGGGAGUUAACCGAAAACUGUCUUGGCAGUGGGGUUGGCACUGUUGAUAAGCUGGUCCCUUCAUUUAACUGUCUUUUAGGUUGUUCUCGCCUUGUUGCCAGGAGUAUUGCAGGUAAUACAGUAUAUUCAUAAGAAUAUCAAUCUUGGGGCUAAAAUGCCUUGAUUCUUUGCACCUCUUUUAAAAGUCCUUACGUUGAAUUACUAAUUGAUAAGCAGCAGCUUCCUACACCUAGUAGGAGACUGCCACGUUUUUGCUAUCAUGAUUGGCUGGGCCUGCUGCUGUUCCUAGUAAGGUAUUCUGAAUUCCAUUUUAUCAAUAAAGCUUGAUUUAACAAACAAGAAAUUUAAUCAUGUAUGUGUAAUUCCUCCUUUACCCCACCCUUUUAAAACACCAUGCCAUUGUAAAUGAGAAGUUUCUCAUGGGGAAAGAUGUUAGUCUCUUUUAAUUGGGAAAUACUGUUACUCAAGGCACGGAUGGAACUGUUUCCCUUCCGUUGCAAAACUACAAGAUUUAAGUCUGUGGUUGUUUCUUAAUGUGUUUUUUAAUGGAUUUCUUUCUGGCUGCUUAUUUUUCAUUAAGAUGUGGAUCAGCUUGAAUUUGCCUACUGUUUAAUUAAAAUAGUUGUCAGAGCUUGACAAUCUAACACUCUAGUGGGGGUGUGUGUAGGUGUGUGUGUGUGUGUGUGUGUGUGUGUGUGUGUGAGGGUGUGUUUGCCUGAGAUUCUUAACUGGCCCAUGUCUUUAGAAUCCAAGUAGUUAAGAUGUAUUUGUGAUUUGAAAUAUAGCAUGUUGCUAAUAUUUAGCUGUUGGCCUUUAAAAAUAACUUUCAAAGCUUAAAGAAUUGUAGAUAUAAAAAUAACCUAAUUUAAUUUAGGCUUAAAUUCCUCUGAUUAAGCAUGUGAAAGUAAGUUUUUAAAUCUGUCACGCAGAAAAGACUACUGUUUUGUGACCUUCUGUAUUUUUGUCUGUCUAGGUUGGAUAUUGUAUUUAUUACCGUGUAAUUUAAUCAUUCAGUAGGCAGAUUCCCCACUAGAAAACUAUUAACAUGUAAGAUUACAGUACAACAUUGAACACAAAAUCGAAACUGUAUAAAAAGUAGUAUAAUCAGUUUUGUUAUAUUUGUUUUUUUUUCCCUAACUUGGAAAUAUACAUAUUUGUAUAUAUAGCCUUAAAACUAAUGUAAAGUUAGGGGAGUAGUGGGCAAGGUAAUGUGAAAUGUCUCAGAUAUAAGUAGUUACAUACCAGCAAAACCUUUCCAUUAUCCCUCUUAUUUGUGAGGCGAUUCAAUGUAAUUUAAUUGUAUUUAAUUUAUAACUCAAUCCAGCAUGAAUGAAGAAAAACACAUACUAUUUAUCUUUAGAAAUUCGUAACAGUUGGAAUUAUAGAACCAGUUCCAAACUUACGAAUAAAUGCUCAGUGUCUAAAUC
Messenger RNA from Lutra lutra (Eurasian river otter), 3399 nucleotides. It is a transcript of the gene PPM1A, whose product is annotated as protein phosphatase, Mg2+/Mn2+ dependent 1A. The transcript is spliced from 6 exons. The record is from RefSeq and is a predicted model, not a curated record. Gene Ontology annotation, cellular component: nucleus; cytosol. Gene Ontology annotation, molecular function: magnesium ion binding; manganese ion binding; protein serine/threonine phosphatase activity. Bases 95 to 1450 code for a protein of 451 amino acids. Gene Ontology annotation, biological process: protein dephosphorylation; positive regulation of canonical Wnt signaling pathway; negative regulation of canonical NF-kappaB signal transduction. NCBI's taxonomy places the organism in Eukaryota, Metazoa, Chordata, Mammalia, Carnivora, Mustelidae.